UUCCGCUUCUGCUUCCGGUUGUAGAGAGGAGGCGGUGUUUGUCGUCAUUGACGUGUACUGGCUCUUUUACAGAUGCGCGAGCAGCAGGAGUGGACAGCUGAUCAUCCAGUGAACACUAACUAGGGUUCUCGAAGAAACUUUAGCUGAAAGAUGAAGCAGUGCCAGGUGUCCUGGAUCUGACAGCAGCAUCAUCACAAAGAGCAGUGGUGAUGGCUGCAGAUAGAGGUGUAGUGGAAGACUGGCUCUCAGAAUUCAAGGCAUUGUCUGAAACGCAGCUGUCUGGUUAUGCUGGAAUCCUCCAUCAGAGAAAUACUCUGGUACCAGCCCUCUACAGUGUCAUUCAGGACCCUGACAGUGAGCUCCUGGAGCCUGUGUGCCAUCAACUCUUUGAGCUGUACCGCAGUCCAGAGCGCUGUCUGCGCCGCUUCACGCUGCAGUUCCUGCCGGAGCUGGUGUGGGUUUACCUGCGCAGGGGCAGACACGGCAGCAGCUGCAUAGAGGCUCUUCUGCUGGGCAUCUACAACCUGGAAAUUGUGGAUAAAGAUGGAAACAGCAAGCUGUUAUCUUUCAUGAUCCCGUCCCUGUCCAAACCAUCCAUAUAUCAUGAGCCAUCUAGUUUGGGUCCCAUGGGUUUGACUGAGGGAGCUCUCUGUCAGCAUGACCUGAUCCGAGUGAUCUACAGUGGUCUUCACCCGCAGAGAGAGACCUUCACUGCCCAGAACAGGUUUGAGGUGUUGUGUUUCCUGAUGUUGUGUUAUAAUUCAGUGGUGGUCUACAUGCCCCCCUCGUCAUACCAGGCCGUCUGCAGAAUGAGCUCACGGCUGUGCGUGUGCGGGUUUCCUCGGCAGCAGAUGAAGGCAUGGACGGCUCCCUGCAUACGUGUGGUGUUGGACCCAGAGUUCAUGGUACAAAUGCUUACUGCUGUCUAUCAUGCCAUAUAUAACGGGGAGUGGGAGGCUGGGAGAGAGGCUUUGGAUGACAUCCUGUACAGAGCUCAGCUGGAGCUGUAUUCUGAGCCGCUGCUGCUGGGCAAUGCCAUGAAGAGCUCUCUGCCUGACAGCGCGCCAGACGGAUCCCAGGGGAAGAAGAUUCUGCAGGUGGAGGUGACUCCCACCAUCAGCCGAAUUUCCCACUGCACCAUCACAGCUGCAUCCAUCCGCAGACUGCGCUGGAAGAGAGAGGAUUGUUUUGACUUCUCAAGUGAUGCAGAAUUCAGCCUCACCAUCUGCCACAGCCGACACGCCCCCCAGGAUCCAGCAGCCAAUCAUGAGCCAGGAGGGAGGGGCUCUCUCACAGUCACACAUGAGGAUCCAGAUCAGUUUAGCAGAGAGGAAGAGUCCUUCGCCCUGAACGAUCCAGAUGAGGGCUUCUCGUCCGGAGCGUCCAAUAGCAGCCAGCCUAGCGGUUUCCGUGGGAACACAGUGCCAGGUGUGGCCGGCCAAGGGAGCAGCUGUAAGAAGAGCCGCAUGUCCACAGAGAAACACUCGGACAGUCGGAGGAGAGCCCAUCCGUGUCCAGCCACAGUGAGCAGCAGCACCUCCUGCACGACUCUCGACCGCAGGCCAGCCGUGUCUGACGUGGGCUCGACGGCGGCUCGGGCUGCAGAACUGAGCUCUGGUGCUGAAGCUCGCAGAUACUCCAAGCUCAGCCUGCAGGAGCAACAUCUGCCAGAGACAGAGCUGCUUUCACCCAAACAGCCCCGAUCGCCCAGUUUCAACAUGCAGAUCAUUUCACAGGUGUAGAACUGCCGCCUCCAGUUUGACCGUCACUUCAUAAAAGAAUAAUUCACCCUAAGAGUGGGAAUUGUUACUGUUUACUCUUCUCUCUUCAUUCCAUACCUGUGUUGUUUUCUUUUUUUCCAUGAAACAUAAAAGGAAUGUGGCUGGCCAAUCCUGUCACAUGGCUCAGCAGGAUUCAUGUGAAAACAUGACCUGGGAAAAGGGGAGAAUUGUGUAUCAAAAAUGGUCACACAAAGGUACAAAACAUAGUGCACCGGUCACAUACAGUACUUCCCUGGUGCUUUUUGGAAGGGAAAGAAAGUCAUACAUGAUUGGAACGACACGAGUAAAUUAUAUUUGAACUAAUGGUGCAUUCCAUUUGUCCUCGGAAGUGGGAAAGUCCUAGUUUCAGGUAGGAACUUUUAACUGGAACGCCCUCUCAAGUCAGAGUUGUGACCGGGAAACUUGGGGGAAGCGCAACAACUCCGACUUGAGAAUCCAAGAUGGCUGCUCAGCACAUCAACUGUAGUCAAACAGUAGUAAUAUAUUGUUUUCAUCACUUCUGUUAGUCUCUGUGUCCAUGACGCUUGGCCAUUAUCUGUGCACGAUUCCACUUUAAUGUGUUUGUAUUCCAAAAGAGCAAGCGCAACAAAGGUUUACCUGGACGCGUCCAUCUUAGUUUUCUGACCUGCGUACCGGAACAUGGUCAGCUCAGGUGUGGCGUCAUUCCCAGCUCCGACAUCCCUCUCCCGAGGUAAACGGAACACAGCGUAAUCCCUUAAAGCCCAAAGCACCGAACGGACGGAUUCGAGCGCUCCAGACGGGAACGUGAAGUGUGGAUUCUGAGAUGACAAUCAGCAAUAAAUUAUCCAUAAUCAUCCAAAAGAUCUGAAUGUGUUACUGUCGUGUCUCACAUGUUCCUCUUGUUUGGGUUGUUUUUAUGUCAAUGUUUUGAAAUACUUUCCAUAGAAUUCCAUUCCAAAAAUUGUUUAUGAUACAAACCUGUAUUUUAUUUUUACUAUUCCUUGCAAGCUUGAUUUAUUUAUUAGUUCAUGUAUUUAAGCGUAGAUGGCCUACAGAUUCUGAUCUUUCAUGGUUGUUCUCAAGAGUAUUUUGACCUAAAUCAGGGAACAGUCAAAAUAUUAGGAGAUUUCUUGUUUAACUGUAUGUGAAUUAUGUAAAAUACUGUACUGUCUGAUAAUUCAGUCAGAAGACAACAUAAUGUAUAUGUGGGCGGUCGGUGGUGUAGUUUGAAGACAUUUUAUCCAAAACCAUUUCUGAAAAGUUUCAGUGCGGUUCAUAAUCUAGAAGUCCAUGGAUGCGCAGUCAUCUGCUGUCAGCAUCACAAUCACAUCACUGUCUUCAUGGAGAUGGUCUGCAGGUCAGGCUGUUCUGGGACUAAACUCGAGAAAUGUGUUUCCCAAGUGAAAUCAGACAUGAUCUUUGUUUGUAUAGAUGGCCACACAGGCCUGUACUAUGAUUAAAGAUCAGGGGAGCGUCAGUGUGUCACAAAGAGAGAAGAACCUCUGGCAAAACACAAAUGUAACCAACAAAACCUGUGGUGUGCUGCUGUUGUGUGUUGUCAUGUGAAUUAUAUCUGCUGUAUCUGUCUGCCGACUCUCUCUCUGGUCAUAAUGUGACAUUACAGUGUGUGUGUGAGAGUGUGUGUGUGUGUGAGGUCUGUCUAUGUGCUUGAGUGUUUCAGCAAAAUGUGGAUCUGUGUCAUGUAUUCAUCUGAGAUUUUCCAGCGUCACAGCUCGAGGUCCACUGCAUUCAUGAUGGUGAGGGAGGUUUUCUGUUUUUUUUGCUUUGUUUCAGCUUUUACACACACACACACACAGCUGUAAUGUGUCUGUUAAUGUCAGCAUGGCAUAAAACUUGUGUCUCAUUUUGUUAUGUCUCUGGUGUGUAUGGUGGUUGUUGUAAUCAACACUGAGUUCCCACUUCACACACCAACGCUAAAAAACAACAUGAGAGAACAAACUGUGAAUAAACAGAAAAAAAAAAAAACA
Messenger RNA from Ctenopharyngodon idella (grass carp), 3730 nucleotides. RefSeq names its product hyccin PI4KA lipid kinase complex subunit 2 (gene hycc2). NCBI's taxonomy places the organism in Eukaryota, Metazoa, Chordata, Actinopteri, Cypriniformes, Xenocyprididae. The coding region runs from base 210 to 1742 and encodes 510 amino acids. Gene Ontology annotation, biological process: phosphatidylinositol phosphate biosynthetic process; protein localization to plasma membrane. The record is from RefSeq and is a predicted model, not a curated record. The transcript is spliced from 13 exons. Gene Ontology annotation, cellular component: plasma membrane.